AUCGUCCCCUAACACCCCCCUCCUUUGGGAGAUGCUUAUUAAAUUCAAGCGCCGAGCUUCCUUCCUUUGGAAUCGCUCUCCCUCAGAAACAACACGCUUGCAACCCUUCCCCGGUCUUUUUCCAUUUGACAUCAUCUGUCUCAUCAUCAAGUUCUGUGAUCCUCGCGAGAGGAGAGCUUUGAGCCUCACAUGUCGCGCGUAUCAUGCGCAGGCGAGCAAGCUAGUUUGGCGCCGAAUAGCUAUCACGAAUACUCGGAAAGUGGACGCUAUCGGAGCCCUUCUUAGAGCCUCUUCUUUGAUACGACAGAAUCCUGCGUGCGCAAAGCAUGUGCAGCGCCUCGAUGUUGAGCUGCAGCGGACGAAGAAACCUCAUCUACGACUGCACUCCAAGGCAAAGGUACGACUUGCCCUAGACGAGCUAUGCCGCGCACUGGAAUCCCUUCCGUCAUUACGGACGCUGUAUAUUCGUAUGGAGAAAUGGCACGAUGAGCUAGCACAUCUCCUAUCCUCCAACGCGACUCGAUUCCCAUUCCACCUCACGUCAUUUGGAAGUUCGAUGUACAUCACUGAUGGACUAGGUGGCUUUUUAACAUCACAAACAACUAUCAAGACGUUUUUCCGCUUACCGAAGGCUUCGAGCGGUCGUUUCGGAGAUCACAUCCCUAGGGGUUCGAUGGAUAUCAAGCACGGCGCGUUACCAGCGUUACGCCAAAUAUGGACUCACCCUGAUGCUCUCAUUGAAUCUACGCGCGGUCGACCAUUACAUUGGAUUGGUUCUCCUAUCGCUUCGCCUCGGCACGUUGCAGCAUUGUUAGGUGCGAUACAAGUGUCCAGUGCGAAAGUCCGGCAUGUUUCCGUGUGUAUAUGUGCAACGCUGAGAGAUGUAUACGAGUCUCUCCUCACGUCUCUCGCGAACAUAGAUUCGCUUUCGACCAUCACGCUUUCACUAUGGGGUGUGGACUCGAAAGUGGAUGGCGUCCUUGUGUUCCAACGACAAGUCACUGCGGUUUUACGACAGAUAUCGAAUUUCCCGGCUUUACGUAAGAUGGAGGUUGGCGGAAGUGAUCCUGCUUUUCUUACAAUCAAUCCUACGGCGUUUUGUCCACGAACGAUGAAGGUGGUGGAGGUGUAUGAUUACUCAGGUGCCUCGGGGAAGCGGUUUAGAAGGAGGAAGGCAGGAG
Cantharellus anzutake is the source of this 1181-nucleotide messenger RNA. RefSeq lists its product as uncharacterized. Lineage: Eukaryota; Fungi; Basidiomycota; Agaricomycetes; Cantharellales; Hydnaceae. The record is from RefSeq and is a predicted model, not a curated record. The annotation marks the transcript as partial. Gene Ontology annotation, molecular function: protein binding. The transcript is spliced from 2 exons.